Molecule: messenger RNA, 7463 nt
Organism: Poeciliopsis prolifica (blackstripe livebearer)
Lineage: Eukaryota; Metazoa; Chordata; Actinopteri; Cyprinodontiformes; Poeciliidae
Gene: oprl1
Product: opiate receptor-like 1
Exons: 6
Coding region: 357-1454 (365 amino acids)
Biological process (GO): neuropeptide signaling pathway; sensory perception of pain
Cellular component (GO): membrane; neuron projection
Molecular function (GO): nociceptin receptor activity; neuropeptide binding
Source: RefSeq, a predicted model, not a curated record
GCUCCACUCUGCGUGUUCAGCCCUCCGGACUCCUUCCUCCUCCUUCCUCCUCCUCCUCCUCCUCCCGUGGCUUUCUGCUGCUGAUGCUCACUGGAGGUGAAGCUGUUUCUCUUGCUUUCAUCCCGGAUCGACCUCAGAUUUCCCUCCUUUUUUUAUGUGCAGUUUUGACCUGCCAUCUGUGAUGACAGCGCAGGUGAUCAGUUGGUCAACAGACAAUCCCUGAGUGAGACGGAGCGACUCAGACCCAGCAGAGUGCAGGGAACGCGGAGAGGGAAGCGGCCACUUCUCGGGAUUCUGUCGCCGCUCGGAACUCAGAUUCUAUCGGAACCGGAGCGCCGUCUUCAUUUCAUCCAGACAUGGAUUUUCUGGACCUGCGUUUCUUCAACAGCUCCUUUUUCAACGAUAAUUUCACCGAUUACUUCAACAAGACGGAGACAGACGCCCUGCUGCCAGCGGGCUUCAGGGUCACCAUCGUGGUGGUCUACAUGAUCGUCUGUCUCUUCGGCCUGGUGGGGAAUUUCCUGGUCAUGUACGUUAUCAUCAGAUACACAAAGAUGAAAACAGCCACUAACAUCUACAUCUUUAACCUGGCCCUGGCCGACUCCCUGGCCCUGGCGACGCUGCCUUUCCAGGGCACCGAUGUUUUCCUGGGCUUUUGGCCCUUUGGAAACGCUCUCUGUAAGACCGUGGUGUCUUUCGACUACUACAACAUGUUCAUCAGCACCUUCACUCUGACGGUGAUGAGUAUGGACAGGUACGUGGCCGUCUGCCACCCCGUCAAGGCGCUGGACAUGAGGACGCCGCACAAGGCCAAGGUGGUGAAUGUCUGCGUGUGGGUGUUGGCCUCUGCUGUUGGUGUCCCAGUAAUGGUGAUGGGAAAUGUGGAGGUGGUGGGGGAGGACAACGGUACUGAGUGCAUUUUGGUUUUCAAUGAACCAAAGGAUCAGUGGGAACCUAUUUUUGGCACCUGCGUCUUCCUCUUCUCCUUCCUCAUCCCCAUGGCCAUCAUCAGCAUCUGCUACAGUCUGAUGGUGAAACGCCUUCGAAAUGUCCGCAUCCUGUCUGGCUCCAAGGAAAAGGAUCGCAACCUGCGGCGCAUCACCAGGAUGGUCCUGGUGGUGGUGGCGGCGUUCGUGGUCUGCUGGACGCCCAUCCACAUCCUGGUCCUGGCUCAGUCUCUGGGCUUCAUUCUGAGGAGCAUGUACGCCGUGGUCAUGUUCCACUUCUGCAUCGCUCUGGGCUACAUCAACAGCGGCCUGAAUCCUGUGCUCUACGCUUUUCUGGACGAAAACUUCAAGCGCUGCUUCCGUGAGUUCUGUCAGCCGUCUCCGUUCCGCCUGGACACCCAGCAGUCAGGCAGGAUGAGGAGCAUCGCCAGGGAGGUGGCAGCGGCCUACAGCUACAAGGGCGGGGACGGCGGGGGGCCCGGUGCGGGAACGGCGAAUCCGGCAUGACUAGGCGUGGAGCUUCCUCUGGUGGGGGUCGUCCCCACGCAGAGGGGAGAGACUCACGGGACAGGAAACUCCAACACAGAGCUCACUCAGAUCACGGCUCUCUAGCGGCACGAGCCCUCCCGCCCCCCAACUCGCAGAUUGGCGUGGGGCGGGGGGGAGGGAGACGAGGAAGACGGCUUUGAAAGGAAGAGGAUUUAGGGAAGAUGAAAACACAAACCAACAGCUUCGAUGGGACAGCUGGCGGAUGUUGCUGGUUUGAGGACAAAAAGCAUUUCAAACAAACCUGAAGAUGUUCUGCUUAACUUUGAUCACAAAACCAGUGUAAGUAUCUGAAGGUUUUGGUUUUUAGCUCAAACCCAAAGGAGCCUGCUGCUCCUCCACAUAACUGCCAAACCUUCUGGUUCUAAACUCACAUUUUGCUGAAGCGUUUGAACAGCAGCAUUGGUAGCAGCUGCAGACACCAAAUCUGUGAAACUAUCCAGCGGUUUAGAUCGUCUCCCUGUCACUGAGAACCACAGACUGAAGGCUGCUAAGGAAAAGUCUGGUCAAUGUGUGAAACGGUGUUUUCAUCACUACUGUGUGCCGCAGCCUUCCAGGUUCCUGUUUGGUCUGAAGUCCUUUCCAUCGUCAGUGUUGGAUGAAGGCCUGCAGAGCUGUGCUCGGGUCAGCAGGAGGCCGCUGCUGUGCAGGUCUUACUAAGACAUGUUUACGUUUUGUCUGAGCUCUUAUCACAGAUUUAUGACAUCGAAGUCGACUCGAGGUUGGAUUAUUAAUGUGUUUUCCAAUGUAUUGGGUUCAUAUUAGAACAAAGUGAGGCCACUCAUUCUUAAACUGUUAGGUCACAUGACUGCCGUUAGUCUUAUAAACCAAAUCUUUCAAGGUAUUUAGAACAAAAAGCCUUAGGAAUGUUGUUCUUUACCAAGUAGGAGAGUUUCUUUCUGUUUAUGACAGCAGAGGAUAGAAAUGCUUCAGGUGAAGGUUGGGUGACCAGGUGCUGAUCUCAGUGUGGACCUGCAUAGAGUUUAGAAAACUCAAGUUCUGGAUCCGAUCCAUUGAAGUGGACGAGAUUUAGAGAAACAGCAACAAUCUGAAAGAUUCGAUUUGCUAACGAUCCCAAAAACCAGUUGAUCCCCAAAUGACCCUGAAAACAUUUCAGCCACAAAUAUGAAGCUAAAUAUGAAUAAAUACCCUGCAGCUGCAAGUUGGAAAAAAUGUAACUGUUUAUUAUUUUGUGUUUUCAAUGUUAAAAACAUAAAUUUUGAUAUCUAACAUUGCAAACAUUGGUCACCCUGAGGCAGAACAUAAUCAACUAAAAGCAAAGAUUGAGACUGAACUACAGAUUUAGGGUUGGACCAAGGUUAUAAAUAGUUUUAUAUAUUUAUGUUAUUAUCCUCUAUGAAUCAGAAUAACUGACUGUUUGAGAUGAUUUUGCUGGGUCAAGGGACUCAGAUUAUUACAGCGACAGCCUGGAGUUUUGCAAAUCAGAGCUGCAAUUGUGCAACAAACAAAUUACAUUGUAUUCUGUUACCUGGAUUUAAAAAAAUGCUAUUUUUGUGGGAAUUUUAUUUGACUAACCUGUUUUGUAAAUUAGAUGUAAGACUGGAUUCAGAAAUAUGGCUAUUUAUUUGGAAUCGGCAUUAAAUAGGAAAAGUCAGAAUCUACAAAACCUUUAAGAAAAUUAUUUAAAUUAGUUUUUAAGAACAUUAAAAAAUUUUAUAGCUUACAGAUAUGUUUUUUUUAUGAUGUUUAUCUUCAACUUUAUGACUAGACAAGACAAUUUUUUUCUUUAUUUCACUGCCAGCAUAUCAAAAAAAGAAGUUACAGAAAGAGGAUGCAGGAAAGGCCUGGAUAAAGGAAACAAAGGCUCAGAAAAUCCUGAUUUAGAUCUGUUCCCGAUUCCCUCUGUGGCUGACGGGACGCCGAGGCGUUUAGACACACGAGGCGUUUGCAUGACAGAGAAAAUACAAUCACAGAUUUGUUGAAACUGAUCAGUUCUGAUGAUCUGAGUUGCUUUAUUUUUUAUUCUUUUAUUUUGAAGUGUAAAGCUGCUCAGGUCUGGGGUCGGGUUCUCGGAGUGUUCAAUGUGAACCCAAAUGCUGGAGCAGCAUUGGGCAUCAUGAAGGGGUCGCAGGGUUCUGACCCCACAUCAAGGGACAAAGGGGCUCUCUCUCUCUUUAUCUAUCUCUGUCUGUCUUUGUGGUGUAAUAAAGUGGAAAUAAGCCCUGAAACAUUGAUUUUAGAAGAUAUUCUCACAAUUUUUGCAGAAUGUUGUGACUGGAUGUUAUUUUCUUAACUUAUAUUUUUGGGAACCUGUGACAUCAUGCAUCUAUGGCAACAGGAAAGACACCCUGGACAGAUUAGAAGCUGCAUUUCCAUUAAUCAUGAAAUUGCACAAAUCGUAGUUCUAAAAAUUAAUUUGCUUCUUGCAUGGAAACACAGCAGUUUAGCAAAAACUCAAGAAAACAGAUUUAUUUAGCAAAACAUCACAUGAGCCACGUGAUCAAAGUUGUGUGUCAUUCGAACGUGUUGAAUCCACAGAUCUGUAAAAUUAAUUACAAAGUUCCCAAAACACUCCACAUGUAGACAAUAGGAAGUAACUUGACUCCUCUGAUUGGCUAAUAGAUGAUGAGCGCUGGCAUCGUGACUGAAUCAUGAAAAUAUUUACUGUUUAAAUCUGUCACAGCCAUGAUUUUAAUGACUUAUCAUGUGAACAAGCUUAUUCUUAUUUGAUAUUGAUCUUAUUUCUUAUUUAAUAGAAAUACAGCAAUUGUGAAUUUGUGUUUUUGCGACAAGAUUUGCGCUCAUCUGUAAUGGAAACGCAGCUACUAUUGCAGGAAAACACAAAGAUAAAACAACCAUGCAUGCAAGACUUGAAUGCUUACAUGCAUGUUCAUUUGGGAACGAUUUCUGUUUGCGUGGAAAAGCCACACAGAGAACAUGCAGACUCUGCACAGAAAAGGCCAUUCUGAGACUGGAACUAGCAACUUGCUUGCUAAAAAAUUGCGGAGCCACCAUGCUGUCUGAAUAAAACACUUAAUGUGAACAUUACUUUCAUUCCUGUGUUGCCUUUCCUCUUUGAAAGAAGUUUAGUUCAACUUUCUUACAGAGUUUGAAGAGAUAGAGUCUAAAUUUGUGAGAAACUUCCUGUGGGUCAUUUCUGGAUCUGUAUUUGUAGUUUUGUUGACUUUUUUUUUUUUGACAUUUCUAAUUUGUGCCCCUUUGCUUACGUGGCUCUGUGUUUGAGGAUCAACCCGGCAGGUGGAGGAAGACUGUUUCCUAAUUUUCAUCCUUUCUUUUCUUGCAGUUUUACUAAAGUAGUUAAUGGUAGCUUUGAACUGUCUGAGCUUUAACUUGCUACAUGUGCUUUGUACGUCUUAGGGCUGGUAUCCCCUUUAAAAUCUUUGUCACUUCAUGUAAACUGUGAAUUUCUGUAAGAUGUCUAUUUUUCUUUCCUUUUCCUUGACUCUCCUGUUGUCAUUAGAAUUAGAGGACUGCAAGCUGAGAUAUUUUCCUGUUGCACAGAGUAAGAUUAUGGAGCAAUUUGGCUGUUUGUUAAAAAAAAAGAAAAUGUUUCUGCUCUUUGCUGCAGACGAUUACCUUUUAUUUGAUUCCAUAAACGUACAUUGCCUUAAAUAUAAAGUGAGGUCUGUUAUUGAAGCUUGCUCUUUGGCUGGAAACAAUUUGUUCUAGUAUGUAAUGGUGCUUUGCAGCUACUUUAUAGCGGUCCUGACCCGUAUUCAUAAACCCUCAGAGAAUAGCAGGAGACUGGUCCAAAAAGAAAGAUUUCAGCUUCACUAAACUCUAAUCUAAAGCACGUCCAAAUUUUAUUAACUAAAAACUUUAUCCUCAUACAGGAAAGCUGCAGAGUCGCCCUGUCAUUGCCCUUUGUUGGUCACAUACAAUAAAAUCAGCCUUUCUGUUGAGUGAUCAUUUAAGAUAUUAAUAUGAAGAUCAAUAAAAAUUGAUUUUUAUGUAAGAACAUUUCCAAUUGUAAAACAUGUUCUUGUUCUGCCUCCAGUUUUGUUAACAUUGAUUGUUUACAGUGAAUAUUUUAGAUGCAGAAAGCUUUUGUUUUGGAAAUUACGUUUGCUUUCAAAUCAUCAGGCCUGAAGAAACGUUUUCCACUGAUCUGGGGUUCCACAGAGCUGAGGAGCAGGCAAUAUCCUACCCACGUUAUAACGCUCUGUUAAGUAAGCUGUAAGUAAAACGUCUUAAUAAAAAGGACCUUUGGCUGUAAAGCAUUAAAAUACAAGAAAAGAAAAACAAAAUGCAUACAGAGGAAAUGUGAAUAUGAGUUUUCUUGCUAACCGUUAGUCAAUGAAAUCUCCAAAAGAAAUGUAAAAUACAAAAAUGUGUUUUAGAUUACAAAACAUACUGUAGAAAAAUGUUCUUUGAUAAUAAACAGCUUUUUUAUUUAAAUAAAAAUUAUAUAUCAAAGUAAUUUUUAAUCUUCUGAAAGUGAAAAAAAUUAAUUGACAAUAAAGCAACAAUUUCUGAUCAGCUUCUUCCAUUUUCCAUUGAUAUCUUUUUAAGAUGUAUUGCUUUGUAGCUACAGGCUACUUUAAGAAGUGAUAGAAAAUCAAUAAUAUUUGAUUGGAAGUGUCUACUAUUAUAGUAUACUAUUAUGCCUAUAAAGCUGUCUGCUCACAUUUGACUCAAACUGACCAAAGCUGGAGCGUCCAGGAUGAUAAAGUCUGUCUGUGGUGAGAGUUUUAUGAAUACCGGUCACCUGUUUAGACAACCUAGCCGAUUGUUUAGGAAAACUAGUCGGAGUGUCAAGGUUACCGAGUCCCUCUUCAUGAAGACGUGUCGCGUCGCCGCCGUGAGGCUUUUUGUGCUUAACUGUAACUGUUAAAAGUGAAGAAGCAGCGAUAUUUUCUAAAAUUGUUCGGUGUGACUUCUUUGUAGCAGGUCAAUCUGAGUCGGCAGAAACUCUCGUUUCCUGGCAGCGUCAUUUUUCUGCCUCUGGACUCUGUAUAGACAUUUAAAAAGAACAUUCUCGAUGUAAAAGAACCACGACCUCAUCAUCACCCAUAUUUAUGAUAUUUGGCUUGUUGUUCUCGAUGUGAAACUGUCAGCGCUCUCACAGCCUCUGAUUCUAUAUUGUUAGCUCUUUGCAUCAGGAAGCAGGGAGCCGCUUUCGUUUGUUUACAUCCUACAGACCACAUGAAUGUCAAAAGAAAUCUUGUUUAAAAUCUAUUUCUAAAAAAAUGUUGGUGUUAUUAUAAUAAUGAGUACCAAAAAAGAGCAUUUCCUAAGUGUUUCUGUUGUGUUUUUUCUUAUGCUCAGAAAGUGUCUGGUAUCUAUCAGUGUGUUUCUUGUGGACUGCAUUCUGCUCAGUGCCCGAGUCGUGAAUUCUCAAACAUUGCAGAGAAAAAGUUUUCACACUCCCCAAACUUCCACGGAUUUUGUUGCGUUAGUCAGAAAUGUCAGCGGAUUUUAUUGUGAAGUUGAAGGAAUGAAUUUCUGACGUUUGGACAAAUAAAAAUCAAGGACAAAAUUGCAGAUUACAACUUUUGCAAUGAAGGCUGAAUGUUAACAUUCUGCUAUUUGUUGCAUCUGAAUAUGUGCAGAAUAAAUGGGUCACAGCUUCCAUUUCUUCUGAAUCUCACGACUCUGGCACUGAGCCACAUAAAUUUACUUGUUGCUGUUUUCUGCACACAGCAGAAAGAACAACUGUGCUAGCUGGCUUGUUAAACACACAGUAAGAGUUUUUGCUGAAGCUUGAAUUUAAAUUGUAUAUUUUUUCUUCGCUUAUGAAAUGAAUAAAUAAGUAAACAAAGACAAUAAGUUGGUGGUUAACAAUUUUCUGGGAUUCAUUUACAACAGUAGUAAUCAGCUUUAGUAUCGCUGGGUCUGUGAAGGUGCAGCUUAGCACAGCAUUUAUUUUACUCUGCUGACUCCAUUUUAAUUCCUUAUUUUGAUUUUUAAGCUUAGGUCUCUAUUCAGUUGAUGUAAAAUCUGUCACUGUGUGCAGAAGUCAUUUAAACGUUCUUUCAAAUGGAAAAA